Seminavis robusta is the source of this 4542-nucleotide messenger RNA. NCBI's taxonomy places the organism in Eukaryota, Bacillariophyta, Bacillariophyceae, Naviculales, Naviculaceae. The record is from the annotation of a GenBank genome assembly.
AUGGCCACGACGACAACAGCAUUGGCAUCUGAUCGUCCUCUUCAGACGCUACUGUCUCUCUGUGAGAAUCUACACGGACAGCAGCAGGAUGCGGACAGUCCAGCCGUGGUUCCAAGGGUGUCGCUUCGACAGUUAGUCCCGCUGCACCAAAGCAUCUGUCAAGCCGUUCGGUGGGGUUCGGCUACUAGUAAUACUAGUAAUAGCAAGGCAGAGCAAGAUGAAUCCUCCCUUGAAUCUUGGAUUGUUCGUGUCUGUCUUGACCCAGAAGAUCAACAGUUGUGUCGAGAGAUUUUGAUUUCUUCUUCAACUAAGAACACUACCAGUUCAAGUGCACAGCAAAAGCAGCAACUGGCUGUGCUUCAGUACUGUCUGUCAUCCUGCAGUCACCCAUUGGAGGGAUUGUCCUCUCUUGUCUUGCCUUGGUUGCUCAGCAGAUACUACAUGCCACUGCCCCAAGCAGAACAAGAUGAACUUUCCAGCAUUCCUCAAACCAAGCUGGAAAUGCUAGAAGCUCUACUGGAUGCUGUAUUCUCCACGCCUGCCAUUCUUACCAAUCCAGAUUCUUUGCAAAAGUGUACAGAUGCCUGUCUCCAAUUGUUGCCAAGCUCAUCCAGUUCAGCUAGCCCAGAAUGGACUUGGACAGUUCAGGGAAGAGUGCUCAUUCGAUUGCAUCAAUGGACUUGCAAGGCAAAAAGCACCAAUGAUGAUAUCAUGGCACAAGAAGAAGGACAUGUACUCCAAUGUCUCUUGCAAAAAUGCAAACAAGCCAUUCAGCAACAAAAGCAGCAACCACAGGCAACUUCCAGCUCAGUUUAUGCGGCAUGGCUCAGGCCACUCACCAAUGACUGGUUGCCCUAUCUACUCUAUCAUCACAACAAUCAAAACAACAGUCAAAACAACAACAACAUUAAUGAACAACUCCAGAAAUUAUGGCAGUGUCUCUGGGAAACCUACCAUCAUCAAAACGCUACGACAAAAUCAAACACGAGCAACGCUAUCCACAUCAUUAUUCCCACCACCAGUGUGCUGUGUGCCAUGAUUCCGUCACUCAUCGACAAGCCAUUGCCCGUGCCAACAACAAACAAAGACAAAAUUACAGAACCUCAGACACCCUUUCAUCAAGAAUGUCUUUGGAAACUUAUCCAUACGUGUCUACAACAAGGCAUUCCGAGACCCUACAGUAGCAGUAGCAGCAGUGCUGCCAACUCGUACAUCUUUGCCAAGGGACACGCCAAUGACAAACUUUACACCAUGCUUCGCAGACGGGGACUCUAUCUUCUUCGAAUGAUCAUGCCUGCCAACAAGAUUGCCAAAGAGGACGGGAAGAAACAAAAAACAAAGGGAAAAGCCAAAAAGCAAAAACAAACGCAAACCAAGGCACCCGAAGAUCCCACCGUGCUUCUCUGGAAAAAGUACAUUCAGGUCAUGGAAACGCUCGAAAUGGAAACCGAGCAGCAUCUCAUUGAACAAGUCUGGGACACAUUGACCGAAGUUCUUGCGGCAUGUGCCAGCAUGGCAGAAACACAACAAAAACAAAGAAAACAAGUAGAUGCUUCUACCGGCACGACGACUACACCGCCACUCAUGACAUGGAAAUGGACACAGCUCUUAUUGGCAAGAGUGUUAACCAGCUACGAUCAACCCAUGGUGCGAAAAUUGGCGCUCUAUCGGUUUCUCAAUGGCCAAGCGGGAAUUUCCUUAUCAUUGUUGCAACCGACAAAUACAGGAGACGACGGUGGUGCUGCUGCUGCACGGAAUAAUAAUAAUGCCAACAAAAAAGGAGGAAAAGGGAAACAACACGGGAAAAAGCCGACGUCACCGAAGAAACCUCAGGGAGCCCCGUUGACGCUCUUGACGCCAUCGUUUGUCUGUGAAAUUGCCAUUGUCUCGUUUGACAGUUUGGUGGGAUCGGUCGGCACAAAUCUCAACAUGGAAGAAGGAAAGCAAGUCCAGCACGUCGAGUUGGCGCCUCUGCUAUCAAAAUUCAUCAACCUAUACUAUCAGGCGCUGGCUCCAGAUCAGCGACUCGAGUUCGUCAAGCUGCUUUGGCACAAUGACAUGGUGAAUCGGGUUCGAACCAAAAUCUUGGUCCAAAUCUGGGGGUGUCUGGCGGAUGCCAUGCAAUCAUCAACAUCAACAAACGCAACCACCACUUGGGUACUGGAAGAUCCUGCCGUGCUACCGUCUCUGGUACAGUCCUUGCAGCGCUUGUUUGCUACGGCGUCCAUUGUACGAACAUUUCAGGAAUCCUUACUCGAAUCCUUGGCCACAAUGUUGCGUCAUGCGUGGACGCUAAGGAAAGCCGUGAACCCCAAACUGAUCUUGCAAGUAUUGGCCCUGUUCCACUCAAUUGUCCUUGACGGCACCAAGAAAAGCAGUGCAACAACUGCGACGGUGUCAGCUGGGCAGGGAGAGGAGGAAAAAAAUUCGUUGGAUGAAAAUGACAAUGUCAUCAAGAGCAGCUACGGCAUAAUAAGCGCUGCCUUGCAACAAUGGUUGUGUCAGAUUGUAGAUACUGUACCGCUGGUAGUGAACGACGACAGUGGCAUGGAUUUGAGUUGGAUCUCCCUGGUCGCUGCCUCGGUCGCUGCUGCAUUUGUUCGAGGUGACCUGCUAUCAACGUCAUCGUCAGGCGCGGAUGAUCAAGCAUUGUGGGAACCAAAGUCGGGAGCUAGCAAGUCAGAGCGAGAAAUGGCAAGGGCAACGGCAUAUCUCUGCACUUUAGUGGGACGAAGCACGACGACACGUGAAGCUGGUGACUCCAAAGGUGCCACCACCGCUGGCGAGCUUCUUUGGCCUGCCAUUCACAAGGGGCUUGCCAAUGUUCCGGUUGCAAUGAUCGGAACCACGUGGACCAAAGCAGAUUGCGUGACAAGGGCUUUGCUGCUUUUGGAGGAAGGAUGCCGAUUACAAGUCAUCUCAGGCAUGGGUAACGGUGACUUGAUUGUUGAUGGAAGGACACAGCAAAUGAUGCCUCCGCCUCGUAACAUUGAGUUAGAGCUGGAGAGCAGCGUGAAGUUUGUCCUCCAUCAUGUGGCGUUUUUGAUGGUCGAGGCUCCCUCCAAAGAGGACGGGGCGGGAGGAGCGAGUCGGUCGGGAGACGCCAAGAAAGCAUCCAUAACUUUCGCCUAUCUGAUUUCUCAGAUACGGCUAUUGCAUGAGGCAUAUCCAUCAAGUAUGGCACUGUCCAAAGCCGUGGACGAAAUGGUCAAGACAAGCUUAGACGCGUUGCAAGAGUCGCAUUCGAAUCCUGGCACUGACAUUGUGCGGCAGACAGCCUUGACCUAUGCAGCACUAUCUUGUGGGGCCGCACUGCCCGAUGAGAAGCAGAUGUUGGAAAUUUGCCGUCUCUUCCUGUUGCUUGAGUAUCAAAAGAUGCCGGGGAGAAGGAAAUCAGAAGAGCAAAUUGCCCGAUCUAUCUUCUUUUUUGCCAAGUGGGGCGUUCUGUCUUGCCUGCUGCCUCGGUUACUUGGCGAUGACGGAAAGGACCAGUUCGAUGUCAAGGCGGUUGAUGACUUUCUCCAGGAGUUUCGAAAAGUCGCAUUCGCUUCGGUGCACGGCAUUCCAGUGGACGCAAUGAUGGCAUUUUUCCAAUGCAUCGCUGUAACAGCACGGCGACAAUUGUCGGUUCCAGAGAGGCCAGUGGGGAACGAAAACGAAAACGAAAUGGAUGCUUCGGACGAUGUAGACCCAUCUGUGAUCGGUGACUUCAUCGAUGCUUUCAUGACCAUUAUGGAAGAGCGCGUGUCAAGCCACGACACUCUUUACAUGCUGAACGAGUUUUGUGGGAUCAUCUUCCAGCGCGACCUCUUGCUUCAAGAAUAUCGGCGCUUGCUGCAGGAUCCUGUUGCUGGGGAAACUCCUAUCCGCGACGCAUUUCGCAAAUUGAUGUCGUUGGCUGGCACUACGAGGCCACACAUUUCGAGGGUGGUACUUUGCCACGCCACGGUGGGAUGGCUUGGCGGCUCCCAGAUCGAUGCAUCAAGCGAUAAUCCAUCAGCAGGGCUUGGUGCGAUUUCCUUUCGCAAGGACAUUGUAGAAUUGCUGCUUCACAAGGAAUCCCGAGUUAACGAAGUCACGGCGAACCAAUCCGUGAACGACGACUCUUUCAAUCAAGGUUUCACUAUCCCACCAGGAAUAGACGAAUCCAGUGUAGCUCGGGGAUAUGCUUUAAUAUUCUUUUCCAAGCUCUCUGAUCCUCAGAGUGGAUUACACCCAGACGUCCUCAAAGAUCUUGUGCACCACACAAUAUUCGGCCUCCUCGAUAAAGUAAGCAGCGACCCAAAGCAGAAGAAGAAGGGUUCCUCUAAUCUUGUGAUGCUCGGAUCGGAGGAAUACGUUGUCAAAAUUCGAGGCUGGCAAGCGCUUUGCUGCUUAUCCCGCUUUGUCACCGAUGACAUUGCUGAAGCUGUAUGCAAGCGCAUCUUUCAAACCAUGGCAGAUCCAUUGCAUCAGCAGAUUCGGUAUUUCCUCGAAGUGUUCACGCUUCAAUGUCGCGAAGGCACAAUUCAAUUUUUGGGGAAGCGAUUCUUGAGAGCAUAA